Messenger RNA from Lathyrus sativus (Indian pea), 1143 nucleotides. The record is from the annotation of a GenBank genome assembly. NCBI's taxonomy places the organism in Eukaryota, Viridiplantae, Streptophyta, Magnoliopsida, Fabales, Fabaceae.
AUGGACAUGACCUCAAGAAACAUAGAUGUUGAUUCUCAGACACCACCUUCGAUUCCUCCACAACCCAACAACAAUAACAGCAUAACACCAACAACAACCUUAAAGUCCUCACCUUUCACUAACGGCACACACAAACGCCACCAUACAACCACCACAACCACCACUCCACCACCGUCAUCCACGGUGGUUUCUUACAAAGAAUGUCUCAAAAACCAUGCUGCGUCUCUAGGUGGACAUGCACUUGAUGGAUGUGGAGAAUUCAUGCCUUCACAAUCCGUUAAUCCAAAUGAACCUAGAUCCCUCAAAUGUGCUGCUUGUGGUUGUCACCGGAAUUUCCACCGCCGUGAACCUCAAGAACAGCAUAUCACCACCAACACCACCAACGCCAACGCCACCAUCAACACCACCACCAACGCCACCACAAACCCCACUUUUCUUAACUGCAUCUACACUCCACCAUCAACAACCGUUCCACCACCACAACCACCACCACCAUUACAACUACCACACCGUGGCCCGAUUAGUCAAAGCACAAGCCCAAGUCAAAGCACAAGCCCAACCUCAAGCCCAAGCCCAACUUCAAGCCCGUCCUCUCCACCACCACUCUCACAUUUACCACCUUAUCAUCAUCGCUCUUCAGCCCCUCACAUGCUGCUAGCACUUGGAAAUGCUUAUUCAACACCACCACAAUCUGACCAUGAUCAACAUCAACACCAACACCAACAACCCCAUCAAAGAAAUCUCAAUUUUUCUUCAUCAGUGAUUAAACUCGACAACACAAACAAUAACAGCAACAACUCAAGCGGUGGGAAAAAGAGGUACAGGACAAAAUUCAGCAAGGAGCAGAAAGAUAUGAUGUAUGGUUUUUCUGAGAAACUGGGUUGGAGAAUGCAAAAGGGUGAUGACGGAAUUGUUCAGAAAUUCUGCAAUGACAUUGGUGUUUCAAGAGGGGUUUUCAAAGUUUGGAUGCACAAUAACAAGAAUUUGAGGAAGAGACCAGAAUCUGAGGUUGGAAUUGCAACUCCUAUAAGCAAUAAUAAGAACAACAACAAUAAUGAUGGAUCCAACAAUGUCAUUCAUAUGGAUGAAGAUGGAUGUGUUAAUGUUCAUGUUUCUUCUGUUAAUGUUUUGCCCUCUAAUUAG